Dujonia railenensis is the source of this 513-nucleotide messenger RNA. Lineage: Eukaryota; Fungi; Ascomycota; Pichiomycetes; Serinales; Debaryomycetaceae. The record is from the annotation of a GenBank genome assembly.
AUGCCUUACAAUAGCUUGUCUAACUGCGUGUCUUCGAUCUCAGCAUCGGUUUCAUUGCUAGACGAUUCAAUCAACACUUUGGACGAUGCAGCCAAGGAUCUUGCCAGAUUGAAAAAAGUGCUUUCUAUUAAAAAAGUGUUUGGGCUAGUCCCGGAACUGGACUUGGAGAAUGCUAAGCAGAAUAUCAAGCUGGAAGUGCAACCGCAGAUUGGAAGUGUCUUGGUUAGAAUACGGAGAGAGCUAAACACAUUGGAGAGGAAGAAAAUGAAUUUAAUUGGAAAAAUUGAUCUUCAAGAGCAAAGGUUGGAUUCGGCAAGAGGAGGGAAGAGUUCAUCAACAAAUAAAAAAAUCCGUAGAAAACUUGUCUACAGGGGCGAUGUUAGUGAUGAAAAGCUCACGAGGUUGAUGUUAUUGCAAAAUAAGAAAGACAGGUUGAAGUACAGCUUGUCGAGGCACAAUUUACAGAGCCAGAGAGCAAGAUUGAGUAAGAUACCGUCAUUGCAACCCCAAUAA